Molecule: messenger RNA, 1370 nt
Organism: Ziziphus jujuba (common jujube)
Lineage: Eukaryota; Viridiplantae; Streptophyta; Magnoliopsida; Rosales; Rhamnaceae
Product: chromophore lyase CRL, chloroplastic
Exons: 9
Coding region: 378-1208 (276 amino acids)
Biological process (GO): protein-phycocyanobilin linkage
Molecular function (GO): lyase activity
Source: RefSeq, a predicted model, not a curated record
CAAGCCUUAAGAAAUCAAAGUGACUCCCGUCUCUUUUUCACUUGCUCUGCUCAACAUCAACACUCAAAAAAAAAAAAAAAAAACACCGAUUCAAUCCCAAGAAAAAACAGUCUUGUUUUUUUCCUUUCUGUGGUAGUUUUCUCGGGAAAAUCCCAGUCUUCAGCUUUUCUUUGCUUUCAGUAUAUAUAUAUAUUUCCAGAGGGUAAAGAGAAAAAAGAAGAGAGAGAGAGAGAGGGAAAUGGAGAUAUGGUUGAAGAAGACGAAGAGGAAAGUAGUGGUAAGCUUAGUUGGUAAUAAAAGUGUGGGAUUGGGUAUUUUUCGGUGCUGAAAAUUAAAAAAAAAAUUGAUAAAGUUGGAUUUUUUUACAUAAAAAAAUUAUGGUUACUGGUGGGUCGGAGUCCAGCAACUCCAACUCCGACUCCAAUCCGACGUCGUCUGGGGGAUGGAGUGCGGCUCGAGGGUUGGUAAUGAAGAGCCUUGUUCUGUUAGGAGGUGCUCUCUUGCUGAAGCGUCUCACCAAGUCCACUACUCGCUGGGACCAUGCCCGUCUCGUUGCUCGCUCUUUCUCUGGCGAAAAGAUUUCAACGGAGCAAGCAUCCAGAGAUCCUGAUAAUUACUUCAAUAUCAGAAUGCUUACAUGCCCAGCUGCAGAGAUGGUUGAUGGUUCAAAGGUUUUAUAUUUUGAACAAGCAUUCAGGAGAACUCCUCAGAAGCCCUUUCGGCAGAGAUUUUAUAUGGUGAAGCCUUGCCCAAAAGAGUUGAAAUGUGAUGUGGAGCUAAGUUCAUAUGCCAUUAGAGAUGUAGAAGAGUACAAGAAUUUCUGUGACCGCCCAAGGGACCAGCGCCCACUGCCUGAAGAAGUUAUUGGAGACAUUGCUGAACAUUUGACAACCAUAUAUCUUAAACGCUGUGACCGUGGGAAACGCUGUUUAUAUGAAGGUUCAACUCCACCUGAAGGGUUUCCUAAUUCAUGGAGUGGAGCAAGCCACUGUACUUCUGAAGUUUCAGUUUUGAAAAAUAAUGAGAUACACAUCUGGGAGAGGGGCUAUGACGAUGAUGGAAAUCAUGUUUGGGGACCAAGGGAAGGUCCUUACGAAUUCAAGCCUGCGCCGGCCUCUAGUAAUAAUGACAUGUUUUCUCCUUUCAAUUUCCCUAUUCAGCAAUCCAUUGAGAAAAGAAUAGAGGGUUCAUUCGUCUUGCAGGAUUGAACACUUGUUAGUAUUUUUGCAGCAUGUAAAUUGGUUUACCUCAAACUUACUGGUUUAUGUUCAGUGUGAAUUACCUUCUAUGCCUCAUCAAUUUUGGUUUGUAGAAUUGUUCACAAGUUAUACUUCACAAUCAAUAAAUAUUAUCUGAUAGCAUAUUAAAGA